Molecule: messenger RNA, 960 nt
Organism: Sturnus vulgaris (Common starling)
Lineage: Eukaryota; Metazoa; Chordata; Aves; Passeriformes; Sturnidae
Gene: ACBD4
Product: acyl-CoA binding domain containing 4
Biological process (GO): fatty acid metabolic process
Cellular component (GO): cytoplasm
Molecular function (GO): fatty-acyl-CoA binding
Source: RefSeq, a predicted model, not a curated record
AUGGAGGAGCCGGGCUGCGGGGCGCAGUUCCGCGCCGCCGUGCAGGUGAUCCAGGGGCUGCCGCGGAGCGGUGCGUACCGGCCCUCCUAUGAGGAGAUGCUGCGCUUCUACAGCUACUACAAGCAGGCGACAGCGGGGUGCUGCCAGGGCCCGCGGCCCGGCUUCUGGGACCCCAUCGGCCGGUACAAGUGGGACGCCUGGCACAGCCUGGGCAGGAUGUCCAAGGAGGAGGCGAUGGCCGCGUACGUGGCGGAGAUGAAGAAGGUGGCCCAGAAGGUCAUUGACACCGUGCCCAUGGACGAGACCACCGAGGAAAUGUUCCGCUACUUCGAGCCGCUCUACGAGGUCAUCCACGACAUGCCCCGGCCCCCCGAGUCCUUCUUCAAGAGGAAAGGGGAGAGCCAGGGGAGGCUGGAUGGCCCCAGCCAGGAUGUCCCAGCGAGCAGCCCGGCUCUGGAGAGCCCCAGAGACACCGUGCCUGGGGAGCAGCAGGACGGGCAGCACAUGCCAGGGGCUGGGCUGGCUCCUGCCCCCAAGGCGUUCGAGGGGAGCCAGGUGACGAGUGACUCUGAGGGGGACACAUUCUGUGACACCCUGGAGCAGAUGGAGCCUGAGAAGGCUGGGCAGGUGCAGGGGCUCACCCCAAGUGUGGUCCAGGCUGGGACUGAGCCCCCAGUGCCCCACAGUGCUGGGCAGGGUGAGCAGGGCGAAGGCAGAAGAGCCGAGGGGAGCAGCAGCACCAACCUCACAGCCCUGGGCUCCGAGACAGGUGGGUGCAGAGCUUGUCCCUGCAACCCUUCCUGCUGCUGCCCCUCCCAUGGGCUGGGCUGGAGGGUGGGGGCUGCCACCACCCGCAGAGGACCGAGUUUGGCUCCAGCACCCACAUCAUCAGUAGCUGAAGGAAGUCCUAAGAGUCCUAUCUCUGCACCCUUUGGUCCCCAAGCAGUUCAGUGGCUUUAG